GUGAACGGGGGCCUCUGGCGGCGGCGCCUCACCACCGAUGGGCCGGCGGCGGUCGGGUGUCCCCGGGGUCUGAGUCGCGGCAGCGCGGUCGGCGGGCCCGUUGGCCACAGCGAGCCCCCGUCACCGCCAUGGCCGAGAACAGCGCCGGCAUGGCGCUCACCGGCAGCGGUGGAUUUGCCAAGGAAACCAUGAACGUCAUGGCCGACGGCUCACUGAACUGUGUCAGCGUUAUACGGAUGAAGGAGAACGACUACCUGCUGCCGACAGCGGUGCUCUGCGAUCACAGUCCCAUAAUCAGGGACAUCGUGUCCAUCCAGAGGGGGGACACCAUUCCCAGGAUUCACAUCAAGGGCAUCGAUGACAAGACCUUCCGAGUGAUCAUGGAGUACAUGCGAACAGGCCACGCUGACAUCAAUGUGCAGAACGUCAUCGACGUCUACCACGCCGCCAACAGCCUGCAGAUCACGCCGCUCGAGACCAUCUGCUGGAACAAAGUGUUCGAGAAGGAACCCAUGGAGCGGAGCCUUCCGGCCUGGAUCGCCGCCAAGCGGCUGAACAUGCCGAGCGAAGAGAAGCAGCUGUUCCGCUACAUCACGCACAACUUCGACGAAAUCUCGAAGACGGAAAGCUUCUAUGAGCUGGACGCCACGCAAGUCAAGGAGAUUCUACGCGCCGACGUCAUCAAGGCCGACGAUGAGCUGGCGCUAUACAAAUCUCUCAUCAACUGGAUCCACUACGACUGCAAGGCACGCAGCAAAUACGCCAGCAGUCUAGUUGAGGCCAUCCGCUUCCAGGACAUGUCGGCCGCCCAGGUCGAGGCCUUCAGAGCCGUCAAGGUGUGCCCCGAAGUUCAGAAAUACUUCGACGUCAGCCAGCGCAUACCUCAGGCGGGACAGAAGAAGCCUGACAAAGCGAGAGAAUACGCUCAAGCGCACAAGGUGGAAGCAGGCGAAGGCGCCGAGCGGUUGCCCGCACCGCCAAGCCAAAGCACCGCGGCAGCAGCCGCGCUGCCCAAGCCUCCGGUCGCGCCAAUGCCCAGCUACGACGCUGGCGCCCCGCGUCCUGUGCCUCCCGCGGAAGCUCCCAUUGCGAAACAGCUAAGUGCGACGGCUGUGCACUCGGCGCCGCCACCACAUGAGCCGCCUUCACAGCCGCCGCCGCUGCCGCAGCAGCAGCAGCAGCAGCAACCGGUACCUGUGACAGCGCCGCUAGUUCUCACCAUCGAACAACAGGCGGGAGUGCUGCCGGCCGAGUCUGAGGGAAAGCCUCAAUCCAAGUCGGAGGCCAAAAUAGGUGAGGCCGCGCCCCGCAAGAAGGAACAGUCAAAGGAAAAGGCCGAGGCCGCUGAGAAGAAGCCCGAGAAACAACCAAAGGGUGAGGCCAAGGCGACGGAAGGAAAGAAGGACUCCCCUUCCAAGGAGCUCCGCAAGGCAGCCCCCGUCUCGGAGCCUUCGCUUGUCCCCAAGGAACUGCCGAAGACCAAGGAUGGCAAGGGAUACGGGUCCCCCGUUAAGAAGAAGACCGAUUCGCUCGAAAGACCAGACGCCAAGGGCGACAAGAAAGGUAAAGAGAAGCACCCGGGCAAACACAGUGGCAAGCACGGAGGCAAGCACGAAGCGGACGUCGCCUCGAAGACGGCGACGUCCGACGUCGCCGCGACACCGUCGACUACCAUGCCUCCGACCGUGAGUGACCCGACAUCGGCCACGACCUUUCCGCCUUCGACGGCUGACAGCAAGGAAAAAAAGAAAGAGGGCAAAGAGAAGAAGUCUAAAGACAAGAAGAGCAAGAGCAAAGACAAGAAAAGCAAAGGCAAGGGUAGUAAAGAGAAGAAGAAAAAGAAGGGUUUCUGUCCCUGGCUAAGCAGCAAAAGCAGCAAGAGCAGCAAGAGCACCAAGGAUAAAGGGGUAGGCAAGAGCAAGGAAUCCACUGCAAAGGAGGCGAUCAGCCGCAGCGAGGCCAAGACGACGGAGGCCGGCAAGCACAAGUCUAAGAAAGCCAAGAAAGGCUCCUCUAAAGAAGGCAGCUCGAGAUCCAGAAGCAAAGAGAAGGCCGGCAAGGCUAAGUCCAGUAAGGAGAAGGUGGGCAAGGGAAGCAAGGAGAAGGCGGACAAAGGCAGUAAGGAGAAGUCGAGCAAGGAGCGGGCCUCGAAGGAGAAGCAUAGCAAGGAAAAGAGCAGCAAGGAGAAACACAGCAAGGAUAAGCAAAGUAAAGAAAAGCAACAAAGCAAGGAGAAACACCAGAACAAGGACAAGCACGGAAGCAAAGAAAAGCACAGCAAGGACAAGCGGAGCAAGGAGAAGCUGAGCAAGGACAAGUCGACCAGCAAGGAAGGCAAGAAGGGUGGCAGCAAAGACAAAAUCAAGAAGAAGAAGCACAGCAAGGAUAAAAAGCCCGGAGAGUCCAAGUCCGAAUCGGUUGGUGGCGGAGGAGGGGGAAGCCAUAAGCGUGACGCCCCUGUGAAUGCGUCAAAGUCGAGGAAGUCUUCAGCGGAUGGGCCUGGAGGGGGCGGGCAGACAAGCGUCUCGAAACAUGACAAGUCGAAAUCGCACGAGCGCUUGUCCCGCAAAUCGCCUUCGGGGUCGAGCGGCCAUGCGAAAUCAUCCGGCAAGAGCUUGAGCUCGUCGACUGUUCCCAAGCGCAAGCCCGACAAGGACAGGGGCAGGUCGGACCUAGGCGUGGCGGGCAAGAAGUCCAGCUCUGGGGGCGGCCACGCCGUCCGACGCAAGGCGCGUAGCGCUAAUAGGCUUUCUUCGGGUGGCGGCGGCUCGGACCUGUCGCUCGUUGUCGGCAAGACUACGUCCCGGACCGACCGCCAGAAACGUCGCCGGCGCCUGUCUAAGGUGCCUCACCGGGCGCGUUCCGAGACGCCGCACACGUCCGACCUGAGCUCCAAGGCACUUGAAUACGCCGCCAUCGGCGACCAGCAGCUGGUGGUUGCUCUGCUAGGAGGCCUGGCAGCCGACUCCAAAGGCGCUAAUCUUGAGAGUGCCGCUAUUUACUCAUUUGGGCCCCGAGAGAGCAAGUGGAAGUGUGUAGGCAGGAUGCCAAAGCCCCGCUACGGUCACCGGGCCGUCAUACAUGAGGAUUACAUUUAUGUUGUGGGCGGCUUCGAAGUGCGCAACGACGCCAGCCAGCUGGCCACCGCAGCGUGCUACCGGUUCAGCCUGUCCCGGAGCUGCUGGGAGACCAUGGGCAGCUUGCGACGCGCACGCUGCCACCACGGCGUCGCUGUGGUUCUCGGGAGGGUGUACGCCGUCGGUGGACAGUCCGUGGACGAGGGGUUCAUGGAUUCAGUGGAGGUGUACGACUCGGACCUGGACCGAUGGUCGGAGGUGACUCCUCUGUGCUGCGCCCGCAUGGCAGCCAAUGCGGUGGAGUUCCGCGGACAGAUGUACGUCGUCGGCGGCCUCAUGAUGGUUCCCGGCCACAAGAGAAAAGUUUGCAUCGUGCCCGACACCAUGUGCUUCAAUCCGAUGGACGACACGUGGCACCACAAGGCGUCCCUCCCCGUGCCCAUGUGCAACUGCUCACUGGUGGCUCACCGCGGCCGCCUCCUGGCUGUGGGUGGCUUAGUGCGCGCGCCGGCAGAGGCGUCGCCGCAUCAGCAACCCAUGGCGCCCAUCGGCGAUGUGCUCGAGUACUCGCCCGCCAACGACUCGUGGUCACGCCUGAGCAUUAUGCCAGUGCGAGCACACAGCGUGGGACUCGCGUCGCUCGGCGAUGACAUCUACAUCCUCGGCGGUCAGUUAGCGGACGAUGCCGGAGCAGCCACGAAAAAUGCCUACCGCUACAACCCAGUGACCGACCGUUGGGUGACGCUGCCACCGCUACCGCUGCGACUGAGCCAGGCGUGUGCUGUCACCGUCAGAAAGCACGCGUUCAAAUAAAGCACACGCCGCGACGUGUGUGCUCGUUGCGUCGUCGUCGGCCAACCCAAAUUUAAUAAAUUUCUUGCAACGAAAAGAAUACUUAC
This is a messenger RNA of Dermacentor andersoni, 3976 nucleotides long. RefSeq lists its product as uncharacterized. Gene Ontology annotation, molecular function: protein binding. NCBI's taxonomy places the organism in Eukaryota, Metazoa, Arthropoda, Arachnida, Ixodida, Ixodidae. The record is from RefSeq and is a predicted model, not a curated record.